AUAUAUUGUUUUUAAAAGAAAAAUAUAAUAUUUCGUCUUGGGGAAAGAGGGGUUGGGACUGGGUGGGAUGGUGAGGGUGAGACCAUUUUUCCUAAUGAAACUGAAGUUGAAGAACCACAGAAACAAUUUUGAAAAUUGAGUGACCAAAAUACGAAUCGGAUCAAAAUUCAAGAACCAUUAGACCUAAAAACCCUAAGUAAGAUUAUGUUCAUGCUCAAUUUUUGUGUGUGGUUAAAUCGGCCUUAAAAUCUAGACCCUUAGAUGGAGAGGAAUGGUGGGAAAUGUGAACCAAUCGUCAAAUCGUCAAAUUUCGUAUUGUUUAUUUAUUUGGAGGGAAGAAUUUAGACAAGUGGUAUCAUUAUCAGAUUAAAAAUCCCUAUCAGGACAAAAUAAGAAGAUAACAGAUCAGAAAUCACUAUCACUACUAGAUAAUGAACGGACGGUGAGAAAAUCGUAAGAGAUUAUAUUCAUUCACGUACGAGUUGCUGCGGUGGAUUGCAGACUGAUUCAGAUUAAUAAAAUGACAGAGAUGGAUGCUGACUGCUGAUGGUUUUUGAGUGGAACAAAUUAAACAUUCAGUUUCAAGUUUCAACCCAGAAGUUAAAGCACUAGCUAGCAGCAGUAGCAGCAAGAGAGGAGAUGGCAGAAAGUGUGGUGAGCUUUUUGCUUGACAGGCUCACCUCCAUAAUAGAAGAUGAGGUGAGACUACUGUCAGGGACCCGAGCAGAGAUGGAGGAUAUUGUCGAGGAGUUAGAGCGCAUCAAGGCCUUCUUAAGGGUUGCUGAUGCAAAGGAAGACAGUGACCCCCAGCUCAAAGUGUGGGUUAAACAAGUUAGAGAUGUGGCUUAUCAGAUUGAAGAUGCGCUUGAUAAAUUCAGGCUUUCUCAUUCAUGUUAUCAUAGGCCUGGAUGCCAUGUUUCCCUUCAUGAGCUCUCUUGCAUCUUUAACAAGUUGAAAGCUCGCCAGCGAAUUGCUACUGAUAUUCAAAGCAUAAAAUCAAAAGUCAGAAGCCUCUCCGAGGGACAUCAGAAUUACAAACUUGAUGUUGACCCUGGCUCAAGCAAGGUUCCUAAACAUCAGUACAGUCAAGGGGAUGCUCUUUUGCUGGAAGAGGCUGACCUUGUGGCAAUUGGCGAACCUAAAAGGCAGCUGAUUGAGUUGCUUAUGCAGGAGGGUGGCGAUGCUGGACGCCAGGCAGUCGCGGUCGUUGGGAUGGGAGGGCUGGGGAAAACCACCUUGGCCAAGCAAGUCUAUAAGGAUGCAAGAGUUAAGAAAAAUUUCAAGGUACAUGCUUGGAUCACUGUUUCUCAAUCAUUCAAGAUAAAGGAGCUCCUAAGACACAUAGUUGAAAAAAUCUUCAAAGUUAUCAGGAAACCAGUCCCUGAAGAAUUUGAUAGCAUGGACACCAACAAGCUAAGAGAAAGAAUAAAAAAAUUGCUGCAGCACAGUAGGUACCUGAUUGUUCUAGAUGAUCUUUGGCACAUAGAUGCCUGGGAUGUCAUCAAUCAUGCAUUGCCUAACAACAAUGGUAGUCGAGUAAUGAUCACUACUCGUAAUGCGUCUGUAGCCUCUGCCUCUUGCAUGCACAACCACGUUAUGGUCUACCAUUUAGAGCCCUUAUCUCCAGAAGAGUCUUGGACUCUUCUCUGUAGGAAGACAUUUCAGGAAGAGUCAUGUCCUCCCAAUUUGGAGGAAAUCUGUCGAUGCAUCUUAAGCAAAUGUGGGGGACUGCCCCUUGCAAUUGUGGCAAUCGGUGCUGUUCUAGCUAUGAAAGACAAGAAAAACAUAGAAGAUUGGGCUGCCGUUUGUGGCAGUAUUGGUGCUGAAAUUGAGGAAAAUGACCAACUUGACAACAUGAAAAGGUUGUUGUAUCUCAGUUUCAGUGAUUUACCAUACCAUCUCAAAUCUUGUUUCUUGUAUCUGAGUAUCUUUCCUGAUCUUUAUAAAUUCGAGUAUAUGAGAUUAAUUCGAUUAUGGAUUGCUGAAGGAUUUGUUAUUGAAAAGGAAGGAAAGACACCAGAAGAAGUUGCAGAGAGUUACCUUAAGGAGCUACUGGACAGAAGUUUGAUCGAAGCAGAAGAAAUAGCUACCGAUGGGAGGGUCAAAUCAUGUCGGAUCCAUGAUCUUUUACGGGAGAUUGUCGUUUUGAAGUCUAGAGAGCAAAACUUUGCAGCAAUAGAGAAAGAGCAAGGCACAAUGUGGCCUGAAAAAGUUCGACGACUAUCAAUUUUUAACACGUUGCAGAAUGUACAACAAAAGAGGAUUCCUUCCAAACUUCGUUCGUUGCUCAUUUUUGGGGUAGAAGAUUCACUUACUGAGUUUUCAAUAUCAAAAUUGUUUCCUAGAGGUCUUCCGCUGCUUACUGUAUUAGACUUGGAAGGUGCACCUCUAGAGACAUUUCCAAAAGAGGUUGUCAACCUUCUUCUGCUGAGAUAUCUUAGUUUGAGGGGUACCAAGGUGAAACAAAUUCCAAGCUCCAUCAAGAAGCUUCAAAACCUAGAGACCUUUGAUCUUAAACACUCUCAUGUCGUUGAGUUGCCUGCUGAAAUUUUGAAUCUCAAGCGACUGCGGCAUCUCCUGGUAUAUCGCUAUGAAGUUGAAUCUUAUGCACGAUUUAAUUCCAGAUAUGGAGUGAAGGUUCCUGCAGGAAUAUGUGGCUUACAAUCGCUCCAAAAGCUGUGUUUUGUAGAGGCAAAUCAAGACAAUGGCGCUUUAGUGGCAGAGCUUGGGAGAAUGAAUCAACUGAGGAAGUUAGGCAUUUUCAAGUUGAGACAAGAAGACGGGGUCACCUUAUGCUCAUCUAUCGAAAAGAUGCGCAACCUUCGGUCAUUGUCUGUAUCUUCAGUGGAGAAGGACAAGAUAAUUGAUCUGACACACAUUUCUUGUCCUCCUCAAUUUCUUCAGCGACUAUACUUGACGGGGCGUUUAGAAAACUUACCGCAUUGGAUUUCUUCUCUCCAGAACGUGGUGAGACUGUUUCUGAAAUGGAGUCGGCUAAAGGAGGAUCCUCUAGUGCAUCUUCAAGGUUUGCCAAAUCUAGUACAUCUUGAACUCCUUCAGGUUUAUGAGGGAGACUGUUUGCAUUUUAAGGCAGGAGGGUUUCCAAGCCUGAAGUUACUAGGUAUUGACAAACUAGAUGAACUGAAAUUGGUAAGCAUGGAUAAGGGAGCAAUGCCUUGCCUAGAAAAGUUAAUUAUCCAGCGGUGCAGAUUGUUGAAGAAGGUAUCAGGCAUUGAACAUUUACAAGACCUAAAGCUGCUCGAAUUUUUUGACAUGCCAAACGAAUUAAUAAGGCCAUUUCAUCCAGAUGGCGGGGAAGAUCAUUGGAAAGUUGCUCACAUUCCAGAGGUUUACUCUUCGUAUUGGAACGUUGGGGGUUGGGAUGUUUAUUCAUUAGAGAUCACUGAUGGGGAGAGUACUAGUCAUCAAGGUGCCAUGAGGAGGCUGGAACCUAAUAUUCUAUGGAAGGCUUAGCUUUUGGUUCUGCCUUAUAAUUACAAACUGCAAAUGAUAGAAUCACUGGAAGCAUGUUUUAUCAGAAUGCUUCCUACUACUGCAUACAUAUGAAUCUUAUAACUUCAAUUCUUGUAUUCUUUUAUAUCUUUCUCUACCCAAAAAGAACAUACUUGUUAUUAAGGUUCAUUUUCCCCCCUCUGUACUUUUCUUGCUAGUAAGUAAUUCAUAUUCUAGAGAGCAAAUUUUCUUUUCUU
Messenger RNA from Prunus persica (peach), 3710 nucleotides. Its product is annotated as disease resistance protein RPM1. The transcript has 2 exons. Gene Ontology annotation, molecular function: ADP binding. NCBI's taxonomy places the organism in Eukaryota, Viridiplantae, Streptophyta, Magnoliopsida, Rosales, Rosaceae. Gene Ontology annotation, biological process: defense response to other organism. The coding region runs from base 640 to 3474 and encodes 944 amino acids. The record is from RefSeq and is a predicted model, not a curated record.